This is a messenger RNA of Colletotrichum chrysophilum, 1137 nucleotides long. RefSeq lists its product as uncharacterized. The record is from RefSeq and is a predicted model, not a curated record. Gene Ontology annotation, biological process: proteolysis. Gene Ontology annotation, molecular function: metallodipeptidase activity. The coding region runs from base 1 to 1137 and encodes 378 amino acids. The transcript has 4 exons. NCBI's taxonomy places the organism in Eukaryota, Fungi, Ascomycota, Sordariomycetes, Glomerellales, Glomerellaceae.
AUGACUGCAACACACCCCUAUCAACAGCUGGACAUCGAUGAGCGGGUGAAGCGAGUACUUCUAAAGACGCCGCUCAUCGAUGGCCACAAUGACCUCCCCCAGCAGCCGCGUUGCUGUUUCAAAGGCAAGAUCCACAACAACCCCAAGUUCGACUUUGCGAAUGGCUUCCAGAGGGGAAUGACGGACAUCCCUCGCUUGAGGGAAGGUGCCGUCGGCGGCCAGUUCUGGUCCGUCUGCGUUCCCUGCCUGCGGUCCGCGGAGAACUUCUCAACGGCAGAGUACUCGACCAUGGCGCGCGACGCUAUUGAGCAGAUCGAUCUCACGCUGCGCCUGGUCGAGUCGUAUCCGGAGACGUUUGAGCUGGUGAACGGGCCGAAUGAGGUGAAGAAGAUUUAUGAGUCUGGGCGAAUUGCGUGUUCAAUAGGUAUUGAGGGCUUGCACAUGGCUGGUAACAGCAUCGGCAUCAUUCGCGCUUUCUAUCGCCUCGGAGUUCGAUAUGUGAGCAUGAUCGUGGACAUCUCUCACGUCUCCGAAGACUGCGCCAAGCAAGUCCUCGAGCUUUCCCGCGCACCAAUCAUGUUCUCCCACUCCAACGUCAAGGGCGUGUUCGACUGCGCGCGCAACGUCCCCGACCACAUCCUCGACAUGGUCCCCGCGAACGGCGGCAUCGUCAUGGUAACCUUCGUGCCGGAGCACGUCGCCACCCGCCGAAGGGAUGCCAAGAUGGAGAUGGUUCUCGAUCAUUUAUUCUACAUUGCCGAGCGCAUCGGAUGGGACCACGUCGGCCUCGGCUCCGACUUUGAUGGCAUUGCGUCAGUGAUCCCUGGACUGGAGGAUGUCAAGUGUUACCCAGCGCUUUUGAAAGCCAUCUUGGACCGAGGUGCAACGGAGGAACAGCUGGCCAAGGUCGCCGGGGAGAAUAUCCUCAGGGUAUGGCGCGGGGUUGAGAAGGUGAGAGAUGAGAUGAAGGCGGAGGAUGUCUUGCCGGUUGAGGAUGUCUGGGAGGGACGAGAGUGGUGGAAGUAUGACGGCUAUUAUCAGAUGAAGGUUGAUUACGAUGAGGAUUCGGGGGGUGAUUGGUAUGGCGUCCCUCCUCCAGAUGAGGGUUUGUAUCUUGAUGAUGAUGGGGACAAAUAG